Oryzias latipes (Japanese medaka) is the source of this 1776-nucleotide messenger RNA. Its product is annotated as coagulation factor VII. Gene Ontology annotation, cellular component: extracellular region. Lineage: Eukaryota; Metazoa; Chordata; Actinopteri; Beloniformes; Adrianichthyidae. The record is from RefSeq and is a predicted model, not a curated record. Gene Ontology annotation, molecular function: calcium ion binding; serine-type endopeptidase activity. Gene Ontology annotation, biological process: blood coagulation; proteolysis.
GGGUGGGUUAAGGGGGCCAGACUUUGAACUUCCAGGCUCACAGAGACGAAGGACGACAAAUGAAACCCAACAUGUGGCUUCGAUUCCUCUUCAUUUUGGUUUUCUGCUUCCACAGCUGCUGGCCUGCUUCAGUCUUCUUGGACACACGUCAGGCCAAUGGCGUCCUGCAGCGGUCCCGCCGGUACAACUCGGGCUGGUUUGAGGAGCUGCAGAAGGGAGACCUGCAGAGGGAGUGCAUAGAGGAGAAGUGCAGCUUUGAGGAGGCCCGGGAGGUGUUCGAACACGUGGAGCUCACGAACGAGUUCUGGAAGGUUUAUUCUAUCCCAGAAAGCUGUAAGCCCAGACCCUGUCAGAACGGUGGGACCUGCAUCCCAGAUGGUUCGUCCUACACCUGUCUCUGUCUGCCCCAGUUCAGAGGAGUUAACUGUGAUCAGGAGCAUAAGACGAAGUCAGACAGCUGUUUGGUCCAGAAUGGAGCGUGUGAACAUUUCUGCAAUGAAGAUGCGUUUGGCCGAAGACUGAACUGUUCGUGUGCAGAUGGCUACUCUCUGGGUGAUGAUGGACAGAGCUGUGUCGCAAAAGAACCAAUAGCUUGUGGAAUGGUUCCUGUUCUGCAGGGACACAAACAAGAGGAGCAUCUUCGAAUCGUGGGAGGAACCGAGUGUCCCAAAGGUGAAUGCCCCUGGCAGGUUUUGCUGGUCUAUAAAGGUAAAGGUUUCUGUGGAGGAGUGAUUUAUAAGCCCACAUGGAUCCUCACAGCGUCUCACUGUCUGGAAGACACAGACAAGCAGUUCCUGAAAAUCAUAGCAGGUGAACACAACCUGGCGGUCAAUGAAUCCACGGAGCAGAUCAUCCAGGUGGCAGAGAUCCUCAUGCACCCGAACUACGCAAAAACCACCGUCGACAAUGACAUCGCCCUCCUCCGGCUAGCUUCCCCCAUCACAUAUACCCCGUACGCACUCCCAGUCUGCCUGCCAACCCGUGUCCUGGCUGAGCGCGAUCUGUGGUCGGUCAGCAUGCACACAGUGAGCGGCUGGGGGAGGCGGAGUGAGCACGGGCCCACUUCGAACGUUCUGAGGCGCACAAAGAUUCCACGACUGCGGACGCAGACUUGCAUAGAAGAGAGCGGGGUAGCUCUCACCAAGAACAUGUUCUGUGCCGGGUAUCUAGACGGGCGGACAGACUCGUGUAAAGGGGACAGCGGGGGUCCCCUGGUGACAGAGUACAGGAAGACAGUGUUUCUGCUGGGCAUCGUCAGCUGGGGAAAGGGCUGUGCUCGACCAGGGAAUUAUGGGAUAUACACCAGAGUCUCGAACUAUUUGGAGUGGAUCCACAACCGAACAGCAACCUCAAAUCAGCCAUAAUCCCCCACUGUAACUCUAGAAGUAAGAUCCAAACGAUCUUACUUCUAUUAACAAAGCCGCUAUGAGAUUAGCUUUUUUUUCCUAAGCACUGGCCAGACUACUUCAGCCAGUCCAGUUACUUAUAACUGCAUCUUCACUAAAAGUGAGUUAGUUGAUUGAUUGAUUAAUUAAAUUCUAAGUAACAAUCUGAAAUUGAACUAAGGGAUAUCAAUGAGUCCUGAGAAGGUCAUCUUUGCAUUUUUUCCCCCAAUUAUUCGGGUAAAAAGGAAAAACAAAGAAAGCGUAUCAAUCAAAUUACAUGUACUUCUGUUCAAAUGUAAAAGUUAGCAUAACUUUAUUGGUGUGCUCAGCAACAUUACUGUGAAACAGUGACAACCAAUGUGAAACCAAUAAAGAAGCUUUGAUUAUUAAA